AGCUACGUCACGGUGUAAACAGUUGCUCUGUCAAAUUCAUCAUCGGCAUGAGUUAGUGCUUAGCUAUAUCCUGUUUCUGGAUACUUUUUUCUAGAACAGCACAUACUUCACCGCAUUCUCAGUAGGGUUCUUCGUGUCGCGUUGCACAAGCAAGAAAAAUGGCAGGCAUUUCGCAACCCUCCGCACCUUCGGUCAUCCGCAUCAAGCGCAAACGCGACGACACUGUACCGGAUACUUUGUACGUGGAACGAAGCAAGAGGAUUGCUACAGAUCAGACGUAUAUUUUUAAGCGCAUUGAGCAAGAGCGUGUGGCGUCUACGCCGGUGCUGAAGCAGGAGUAUGGGGAUGAUGGUAUUCCAAAGAUUAGAACCACACCGAAAGGAGAAGAGAAAAGGGACCCGUAUGCUACUGGAAGGACUGGGGAUCAAUCACCGUUACGCAGCAAACAAAAUAUCUCCCAGACAAAUCCAGCAGAGCCACGAAGGUUCCAUCUCAGUAGCAUCAGUGCUGCAGAGAAAGGGAAAAGUGAAGUUGCCACAUUCGUGGAAAGACGCGGAGGAGCGAACGCAAAAUCGAUCACACCUGCGAACACAGGAUCGAAUGAGCAGCAACAGCAGCAGGAAGAAAGGAAGCUCAAGCGGCCAACUGCACGGACGAGAAAACAUCCAGCUGCGGCACCAACAGUAACACCAGCAUCGCCUAGCCAUGUUGAAGCUUCUAUGGCACAAGAGUUGGAACAAUGGGCAGAAGAGACAUCGCUGAAGGAGUCUCAACAGAAUGCAGCCUCUGCAUCUCAGCCUGAAACUGAUGUCAUGGAGGUGGACAAUGAAGCCGACUAUGUCUACGAUACGUACUACAGGCAUCAAGUCUCAAAGGACGAUAUGCCGGAUAAAAGCGUCUCAUUCGGUCACCUAGUCAUCGAAGAGGACCAAGAGGAUCUAUGGGAAACGUACAUCGACGGUCAGGAAUCUGAGGAUGAGAAAUUCGAUACCGACGACGAAGACUCCAACGCUGAGGACUACUACGGUGCAGACUAUCCCGAAGACGAAGUUGCGAGCGACGAUGAGUACGAUCGCGACGCUUACCAAUAUCGCAAGAAUGCGGACGACCUGGAGGAAUUCGACGUGCACGAGAAUUACAACUCCGAGUACGAGGAAGAUGCACUUGUGCGCAGCGACGAUGAGGGAGACUUUGAGAGCAAACUUUCCGAUGCGAGGGCAUGGAGGAGAGAAUUUGGUCGCGAUGUCAAGAAAUACGACAUGAUGCACAAUUAAGCGCGGCUUCGGAGAUUAUAGUAGAACUUUGCUACAUCACUCGGCGCGCAGAUCGGCUCCACGAAGACUUCUUCUUUGCACUCUGAUGAGAAGUCCGGAGAAGCCAAACGGAUGCUGGCUUCAGCCGUCGGAGGGCGGGGAGUCCGUGAAGUUCACAGUUCGAUCCUGGGUAGCCAAGGUCUUGGACGUGUCCUCAUAGAGCACUGUCGACCUUGGCCAUAAGCGGAUUAACCUGUCACAAAACACCAGUCUAUCGAAACCCAGCAUGAAAAAGAAUAUGGCUACUAAUUAAAAUUUCCAUUCGGCAAAACAAGUCGAUAGUUGGCCUUUCCCUGCUACAUUCGGAAUGCUACCCCGCGGCUAUACGAUGAUUGACUUUGUUGAUGAACACAAACUCUUGAGCGCCACUAGAGCUGUAUCAAAACAGAAUACAAAAAACACAAUAAUCAAAGUGUUCUUCGUGUGCUCAUCCAUUAUGAAGCAGAGUCUGUCUCGAAUCACAAGCUUAGCGACCUUCUCGAAGGAUCUAGAUACGCACAAAUGCCUCCUGUAAAAUGUAGCAACCGCAGCUUUGGUGCAUGGUGCCCAAGAACGU
Messenger RNA from Verruconis gallopava, 1869 nucleotides. RefSeq lists its product as uncharacterized. Lineage: Eukaryota; Fungi; Ascomycota; Dothideomycetes; Venturiales; Sympoventuriaceae. Gene Ontology annotation, cellular component: cytoplasm. Gene Ontology annotation, biological process: protein import into nucleus. The transcript has 2 exons. The coding region runs from base 159 to 1274 and encodes 371 amino acids. The record is from RefSeq and is a predicted model, not a curated record.